This is a messenger RNA of Hippoglossus stenolepis (Pacific halibut), 4116 nucleotides long. It is a transcript of the gene grid1a, whose product is annotated as glutamate receptor, ionotropic, delta 1a. Gene Ontology annotation, molecular function: transmitter-gated monoatomic ion channel activity involved in regulation of postsynaptic membrane potential; glutamate-gated receptor activity. Gene Ontology annotation, cellular component: postsynaptic membrane; plasma membrane. The record is from RefSeq and is a predicted model, not a curated record. The transcript has 17 exons. Bases 428 to 3613 code for a protein of 1061 amino acids. Gene Ontology annotation, biological process: monoatomic ion transport; modulation of chemical synaptic transmission; synaptic transmission, glutamatergic. Lineage: Eukaryota; Metazoa; Chordata; Actinopteri; Pleuronectiformes; Pleuronectidae.
CGUCUCUCCGUGUGUAGUUAGAGGGGUGUCCCUCCUCCGCAUUUUGUGCUGCUUGCCAUGCUUUAGACGCCGGAGCGCAGGGAGAGAGGCGAGAGUGAGAGAGGUAACGCCGGUCUCCCUCUCCGGGCUGCCUGUCUUUUUUUCGGUCUCACCUCGGGUCCGGUUCCUCCUCAUCCUCUUUUUGAGCCCACCUUCCUGUGGUCGGCUUGUUUUUGUCCAUUAAGAAGAGAGAGAGGGAGGGAAAGAGCUGGUCAUUUCAGUGGGGUUUCAUGCGGUUUUUGCUCAUCCAGGAGGAGGGACGCGCUUCUGUUACGCACUAGGUUUUGAUCAUCUUCUGUUUUUUCUUUUUCUUUUUUUCGGUGCUCCAUUUGGACAGUACAGGACAGCCGAGCGGAGCUUGGAUGAGCCGCCUCGCCGAAAUCCCGAGAUGGAGUUGCUGCUGAUCUUUCUUUCCCUGUGGAUAUUGCAAUGCAAUUUGGCCAGAGCGGACUCCAUCAUACACAUUGGUGCCAUAUUUGAGGAAAACGCAGUGAGGGAUGAUGAGAUAUUCCAACUUGCCAUCUCAGACCUGAGUCUGAACGACGACAUUCUGCAGAGCGAGAAAAUAACCCACUCUGUGAAACUUAUCGAGCCUAACAACCCUUUCCAGGCUGUGCAGGAAGCAUGCGAGUUGAUGAACCAGGGGAUCCUCGCUCUUGUCACAUCCACGGGCUGCGCCGCCGCGAGUGCCCUGCAGUCCCUGACGGACGCGAUGCACAUCCCCCAUCUCUUCAUCCAGAGGAACGGGGACGGCUCGCCCCGAACCGCCUGCCAGCUCAACCCCAGCCCGGACGGAGAGAGCUACACGCUGGCCGCCCGUCCGCCCGUUCGGAUCAACGAAGUCCUGCUCAACUUAGUGUCUGAGCUGCACUGGCAGAAGUUCAUCAUCUUCUAUGAGAGCGACUACGAUAUCCGCGGUUUGCAAACCUUCAUGGACCAAUCUUCCCGGAUGGGACUCGACGUGUCCCUGCAGAGGGUGGACCGCAACGUCAGCCGCGUGUUUACCGACCUCUUCAACACGAUGCGCACCGAGGAGCUCAACCGGUAUCGGGACACUUUACGCCGGGCCGUGCUGCUCAUGAGCCCUCGGGGUGCGCAGGUCUUCAUCCACCAGGCUGUGGAAACCAACCUGGCAUCCAAGGACAGUCACUGGGUCUAUGCCAAUGAGGAGGUGAGUGAUGCCGACAUCAUGGAGCUGGUCCACAGCUCUCUGGGGAGGAUGACCAUCAUUCGACAGAUCUUCCCGUUGUGGAGGGACACCAACGUUCGCUGUAUGAGGAACAACCAUCGCAUCUCCUCCCUUCUCUGUGACCCACAGGAAGGUUAUGUGCAGUCCCUGGAGGUGUCCAACCUCUACCUGUAUGACAGUGUUUUGAUGCUGGCCAAUGCCUUCUACAGGAAACUGGAGGACAGGAAAUGGCACAGUAUGGCCAGUCUCAACUGCAUGAGGAAGUCCACCAAGCCAUGGAACGGCGGGUGGUCCAUGUUGGACACCAUCCAAAAGGGACGCAUCAGUGGACUGACGGGAGUGAUGGACUUCCGCACUGAAGGCUCCAACUCUCAUGUUCAGUUUGAGAUUCUUGGAACCAGCUACAGCGAGACGUAUGGUAAAGAUGUGAAACGGCUGGCGUCUUGGGACUCCACUCGUGGCCUGAACGGUAGCCUGAAGGAGAAUCGGAUAGAGAGCGGGAUGCAGGGAGUGACGCUCAAGAUCGUAACGUUACUGGAAGAACCUUUUGUGAUGGUGGCAGAAAACAUUCUGGGCCAACCCAAGAGAUACAAAGGUUUCUCCAUCGACGUCCUGGACGCCCUUGCAAAGAUCCUGGGUUUCAAAUACGACAUCUACCAGGUUGGAGACGGGAAGUACGGCUCAGCGCUGCCCAAUGGAUCUUGGAAUGGCAUGAUGGGAGAACUCAUUGGCAAGCGAGCUGACUUGGCGAUAUCAGCCAUCACCAUCACCCCCGAGCGCGAGAGCGUGGUGGAUUUCAGCAAGCGCUACCUGGACUAUUCAGUUGGAAUCCUGAUGCGCAAGUCCGAGGAGAAGAUCAACAUUUUUUCUCUGCUGGCACCGUUUGAUCUGGCAGUGUGGGCGUGCAUCGCCGCAGCCAUCCCUGUAGUGGGCAUCAUGAUCUUCCUGCUCAGGCGCAUCCAGGCGGUGCGCUGCCAGAACAGUGCAGGAGGACAUCCGCCGCCUUCUGUCUCCACUUCACUUCAGAGUGCCAUCUGGAUCGUCUACGGUGCUUUUGUGCAACAAGGCAGCGACUCCAUCCUGGGAUCAGUUGCUCUGCGGAUCGUGAUGGGCAGCUGGUGGCUCUUCACCCUCAUCGUGUGUUCGUCUUACACAGCGAACCUGGCUGCCUACCUCACAGUGUCACGCAUGGACAACGCUGUCAGGUCGUUUCAGGACCUGUCCAAGCAGGUGGACCUGGUGUACGGGACGGUGAGGGACUCGGCCGUGUACGAGUACUUCCGGGCCAAAGGCACCAACCCCCUGGAGCAGGACAGCACCUUCGCGGAGCUCUGGAAGACCAUCAACAAGAACAACGGCUUCGAGAACUCCGUCUCUGGCCCGUCAGAUGGGAUCAAGAAGGCAAGGCGCGAGUCGUAUGCCUUUCUGUGGGACAUGGCGGUGGUGGAGUACGCCGCUCUGACAGACGACGACUGCACGCUGACCGUGGCGGGGAACAGCAUGAGCACCAGAGGCUACGGCAUGGCCCUGCAGCACGGCAGUCCUUACAGAGACCUCUUCUCUCAGAAGAUUUUGGAGCUUCAGGAAAAAGGCGACCUGGACAUCCUGCAGCAGAAAUGGUGGCCAAAGAAAGGCCGCUGUGACCUGCAGAGCUACGCCGACGCCCAGCCGGAGGGACGCGCGCUGCGUCUCCAUAGCUUCGCCGGUGUCUUCUGCAUCCUGGCUGCCGGGCUGCUGCUGGCCCUCCUGGUGGCCGCACUGGAGACCUGGUGGAACAGCAACCGCUGCCGAAGAGAGCAGCCCAAAGAGCAGGUGACUAAGGAUUACGGUCUGGAAAGGGUCUCUGGUCCAUUGACAUAUAAUGACAUUACGAGCACUUCACCUGAAGGGAGGCGGCACAUAUGGACAGUCAGAGAGAGAGAGACUGGGAGGAGGCCAAGGCUCUUGACAAAGGACAAAGAGGUGAACCUGGAACAGGUCCACCAUCGUUUGAACAGCCUCCUGGACGAGGACUUGGCCCACAAGCAGCUGCCGGGCCAGUCUAUCGAGAUCUCUUCCCUGGACAUUGGCAGCAUGCAGCCCAGCCAGUCCCUGGAGGCCCUGUCUGCCCGGGACUACUCUCGGGGGCCGCGGCCAAUGUCUGUGACCACCUUCCUGCAGGAGGGUCACGGGCCAGGAAGGACACUGGGUGCAGCGGCUGGCAGGACCUUGCCCCUGCCCCUCAGCAGUGCCACCAUGCCCUCUAUCCGCUGCAAACAUAGGGCGCCCAACGGGGGUCUCUUCCGGCAGAGCCCAGUGAAGACGCCCAUGCCAAUGUCCUACCAACCAGUGCCAGGAGGACCCAUCCCAGAAGCCGGCGAGCUCAGCCACGGGACAUCAAUCUGAGCACGUUGAACAUUCAAAGACACUCGAGCUCAGAAUGGAGCACUGUACAGAGCUGACAGUGUGAGGAGAUAUAAAUAAAACACUAAAAAAUGAUUUUUAUCACCAGUGAGGAGGAGUCGGUGGAAGAGGACUCGUGACAACACACUGGGACUUUAAUGUACAUAUUUGUAAGUACAAAGAGAGAUAGAAGCAACAUUAAAAAGUGUAUUUUGAAUAUUCUCAACAGUUGGGUUUAAAAAACACAAAAGUUAAAAAAAUUAAUUAAAAAAAUGACUGUUUGAAUGGCUUUGUAAAUUUUGUUCUUUAUGAAUAAAGGUGACGAUUCUUUGUGGUUGUUUUCUAAGUGCCAAGUUCAAAGAUGUUUUCUUUCAGAUUAACAUUAACUGAAUGUACUGUAAGAAAUCAUGAUGAUAAAAAAAAAGAGACAUUUCACACUUAAACGACAUUGGAAGAAUUUAUUUGUUUCAUAUGAAAACAAUAAAAAUAUGAUACAAAAAUGCAGA